AUGAAUACUUAAAAUAAUUUUAAUAUUAAUAAAUUUUCUUAUACUUUUGAAGAAUUUACUUAGUCAUUAGAUGAGUUAGAAGACAAUGAAAAUGUUUGCUUACCUAUUUCUCUGGUUAAGAAAAAUGUUUAGAAUAAACAAAAAAUUCCGAUUAACCAAGUCUAGCCUUCAUAAAAUUCGAAAUUGACCUCUUAACUAGAAGAAAACUAGGCUAAAUAAACAUCAAAGAUAGCUGCUGAGAAAUAGCCUUCAGCUGAAAAAAAUCCAAAAAUCAAUUUAGCAAAAUCUGAAUUCCAAAUGCCAUAGAUAUGCCAAAGUAUGUAAGUUGGUAUUCAGUUAGAAGACUUUCGCUUUGCAGAAUCAUUUAUUGAACCAAAUUAAAAAUAAAUGCCUGAAAAUUCUUUAAAAAAAUUGUAUGAUUUAGAAAAAAAUCUAACUUUUGAAGUAAAAACACUUAAAAAAAAUUUCUAAUUCAAUGAUAAGUAAGAAAGUACUUUUCCAAUCAUGAUCUCAGUUAGGACUAUUAAAGACUCAUUUUAAUUUAAAGACGACUAAAAAGACUAAGUAUUAGUCAAGAACUCAAGACCAAGUAUAGACUUAGUUUGCGUGAUCAAUAAUUCAGAAUCUAUGCAUGGAGAAAAAAUACUAAAUGUAAAAAAUACUUUGCUAUAUUUACUAGAAAUGUUGAAUUCUAACGACAGAUUAUCAUUAGUAUUAUCUAAUAAUAAUCCCACUACACUUUUUGACUUAAAAUAUUUAGAUGAAAAGAAUAAAUAGGAUUUAAAAAGAAUUAUAAAUAACAUUAGUAUUACUUAAAAUACUAAUAUUACCAAAAGCAUGAUUAAGGCUUUUAAUAUUUUAUAAUUUAGAUAAUCUUAAAAUAAAGUAAGCUCAAUAUUCUUACUUUCAGAUGGUGUAGAUUCAAGCGCUGAAAAAUAAAUAUAAAAUUAUAUCAGCUCAUAGCAAUCUUUGUAAAAUAAAAAUUUCGCUAUUCACUCAUUCGGGUAUGGAUUUGAUCAAGAUGCUGAGAUGAUCAAUAAGAUAUGCUCAUUAAAAAAUGGCAACUUUUAUUAUAUUCAAAACAUGAAUUAGGUAGAUUAAUAUUUUGCUGACGUUCUAGGAGGAACAUUAACUGCUGUAGCUCAAGAUAUUACUAUUGAAAUAUCAUUGAAUCAAUAAGAUAAAAAUUUUUAAAAAUAUUUCUCAAACUGCAGAGUCUCUAAAACUUAUGGAGAAGCAUGGAAAUGUAUUAAAAAGGACGAAAUUUACCAAAUUAAAAUCAACCAUUUGCGUUAAGGAGCUUCUCAAGAUUUUAUAAUGGAAUUAACUAUUCCAAAAUAAAAAGUAAAGAUUCUAUAAGAUUUUGAGAGAAAUUUAGAAGUAGUAAAAAGCAAAUUAAUUGCUAUUCCAACUGAUGUGUUAUAAACAUCUAAAAUAGUUAAGAAGAGCAACCUUAUGAUCACUUUAUUUUUGUAGAAUGAAGUUGUUCCCAUAGAUCCAGAGAUAGACUAUACUGUUGAAAUCAACUAUUUAAGAGUCUAAGCAGCCUAAGCAAUCGAAAAUGCUAUGCGUUUAAGUGAAAAUUCAUAGCAUUAGCAAAGUGAGUUAACUUUAACAAAUUUUCUAGGAAAAUUGGAAAAUUAUCACCCCAAAAACUAGAAAAAUAUUGAAACACUAAAAAAAGAAAUUUUAGAUUGCAUAAAAACUACUUAAUCAAUAACUUUCAGCAAUCAAAGUUAAUCAAUCUAUAAUGGUUUUGAAAAAAUUUCUAAUUAUAAUUAAAGCACUCAAAUAGCUGAUUUAGAUGACAAAGACUAAAUGAUUUUUUAGAAAUAGGCAAUAUAAAAUUUACAAGCAAUCAAAGCAAUGCAAUUACCUGAGGAAUUAUUUUUUAGUUUCCAAAACUAAUAACCACCAAAGCUAAAUUGA
Messenger RNA from Tetrahymena thermophila SB210, 1929 nucleotides. Its product is annotated as von willebrand factor type A (vWA) domain was originally protein. The transcript has a single exon. The record is from RefSeq and is a predicted model, not a curated record. NCBI's taxonomy places the organism in Eukaryota, Ciliophora, Oligohymenophorea, Hymenostomatida, Tetrahymenidae.